AUGUCUGCCUCCGAACACUCUUUGAUGUUUUACGAAAAGCAAGGCCUCAUUGACCUGCCUACCGGCACGCAUCGAGUGAAAUACCUCGCCAACGAAGACUGGGACUUUUAUGUUGACAUCGCCCACAAACCCAUCGACCUUUCCCUCGUUCUGCCCCACUUCCGCGCUCGCAACCAACCUAUCGAGCAUCGCAUCAGCAUGUACAUUGCCAACGACUCCGCGCCAAUCAAGCUCAAAGUUUGUCGCAGUGUUUACCGCUCCAAAUUUGAGCUGCAAGUACGCGCCUCGACAUCAGAUGUCACAAUCUGGCUACCUUCCGAUUUCAAAGGCGUUAUCCAAGGCCAAAAGUCAGCUAAAUCGGUCAAAUUCUCAGACGGUUUCGUCAACCGCAUCAUGGCAAACGUUCGUCUGAACGACAACGCCGUCUAUGACGAGGACGAAGUCGUCGUCGCAACACGCGGCAAUGUUACCUUCCGCAUGUGGGAUGUCAACACCAAUGCGCCAGAGUGUGUGCAAAAGGAGACUUUCAAGCGGCUGUUUGGGUGCUCUCGCAAAGCUCCUGAGACCUCGCAUGACUGGGACUUCCUGCUUGAGGCCUGA
This is a messenger RNA of Mycena indigotica, 600 nucleotides long. RefSeq lists its product as uncharacterized. Lineage: Eukaryota; Fungi; Basidiomycota; Agaricomycetes; Agaricales; Mycenaceae. The coding region runs from base 1 to 600 and encodes 199 amino acids. The transcript is spliced from 3 exons. The record is from RefSeq and is a predicted model, not a curated record.